AGAGAGAGAGAGAGAGAGAGAGAGAGAGUGCGGAUUGAAAGAGACGUCGCGAUGAGGUGGUGUACGCUGCUGUUCUCGCUCGGGGCUCUGGCCCUGGCCGGAUGCUCCGCGGCGCCGACCGCGAGCUCUCGCUCCUCAGUUCCACCAGCCGAUCAGUGCGAUUGGACUGGCAGUGGCGGUGGUGGCAAAGGCGUUCGCCCGGUCUACCUGCGCUGCUCUCGCGGCACCGUCUCCUGGCGCUAUCCCCGGGGCGCUCUGAGGGUCGUCCUCUCCGGUGGUGAGAGCUCCCGGGGCUUCCGAGGCUGCGUCAAGGCCACGGGCCCCGCGCGCGUCUACCUCGAGGGCAAGGGCAGCCUGCGGCUGAUGUACGCCCCGGGCGACGGCAAGCACGAGGCCCUCCAUCGAUGCUUUCGCUCGCGAGGCCAGAUCGCCGCCCUCUACGUCGAGGCCGACGAGCUCGCGCCGGCCGCGGGCAGGGUCAAGGUCAAACUUCACUACGACCUGGAGCUGCAGCAGCCGGAAGAGGAAGAUGAGAAUGAGGAGGGGGGUGCCGAAUGCCGGCCGUGCAGCAGGGAGGAGCUCGCCAAGGCCUACUGCCAGAGCGACCUCGUGGCCAGGGGCACCGUCAGCGCCGUCGAGAGACGGCCCGAGCUCGAGAGCGCCGAGCUCCUGCUUAGGGUCACCAAGACGCUCAGGCGCAUCGACGAGAACGAAGACAACGAAAUCGACUCGGUCGACCCUCGAUUGACGAAGGAAGUUCGAAUUCGAGUGCCAACGGUCUGUGAUGCCAGGCACGGACAAGGCGAAUUUGUGAUAAUGGCGAAGAAACGACUAGGAGAUCUCGCGCUAUCUUGCGCUCCAAGAUUGGAGGAGUGGGCAGAGGCCGUUCGAGAAAUGGAGAGCGCACCAUGCGUACUGAGGAGUUAGCAGAGGAAAAUAGGGAACCGGCAGUCGUCGGAGCUCCUCAAUAGCCCGCGAAACUCCCUAAUAUUAACACGAAGAUUAUUUACGAACGCGUAGUUGUGUGUAAUUGGUACGUCUCUGGCGCUUUAAUAUGUAAUUAUUAUUACGUAAUUU
This is a messenger RNA of Ceratosolen solmsi marchali, 1077 nucleotides long. RefSeq names its product meteorin (gene Metrn). NCBI's taxonomy places the organism in Eukaryota, Metazoa, Arthropoda, Insecta, Hymenoptera, Agaonidae. The transcript has 3 exons. Bases 52 to 927 code for a protein of 291 amino acids. The record is from RefSeq and is a predicted model, not a curated record. Gene Ontology annotation, molecular function: hormone activity.